AUGAGUUUCCGUGUUUUGGAUCUCGUCAAGCCGUUCGAGCCCCUCGUGCCCGAGGUCAUCGCGCCCGAGAGAAAAGUCUCGUUCAACCAGAGAGUCAUGUGGACCGGUGUCACCUUGUUGAUUUUCCUCGUUAUGAGUGAAAUCCCACUUUACGGUAUCAACUCGUCAGACGGUCUGGACCCGUUGAUCUGGCUCAGAAUGAUGCUCGCGUCCAACCGAGGCACGCUUAUGGAGCUUGGUGUCACUCCCAUUGUCACUGCUUCCAUGGUUUUCCAGUUGUUGCAGGGAACCAAGAUGAUCCAUGUGGACAUGAACAACAAGCAGGACAGAGAGCAGUUCCAGAAUGCUCAGAAGCUUUUGGCCAUCAUGUUGGCAUGUGGUCAGGCCACCGUGUACGUGUUGACCGGCAUGUACGGUCCUCCUAAGAACUUGGGUAUGGGCAUUAUCUUGUUGUUGAUCUUGCAGUUGGUUUUCGCUGGUAUCAUCGUUAUCUUGUUGGACGAGUUGUUGCAGAAGGGCUACGGUCUUGGUUCUGGUAUCUCCUUGUUCACCGCCACCAACGUGUGUGAGAAGAUCAUGUGGAAGGCUUUUGCUCCUACCACCUCCUCUGCUGGUAAGGGUGCCGAGUUUGACGGUGCUGUGAUUGCCCUCUUCCACCUCUUGGGCUCCAGAUCCGACAAAAAGAGAGCUAUCUUGGAGGCCUUCUACAGACAGAACUUGCCUAACAUGCUCCAGGUCUUGGCCACCGUCUUCAUGUUCUUGACUGUCGUGUACUUGCAGGGUUUCAGAGUCGAAUUGCCUAUCAAGAGCACCAGACAGAGAGGCCCAUACGCCUUGUACCCUAUCCGUUUGUUCUACACCUCCAACAUGCCCAUCAUGUUGCAGCUGGCCUUGUCGCUGAACAUCUUCAUUGCCUCGCAGAUUGUGUUCAUGAGAUGGCCAAACAACAUGUUUGUCAAGCUCUUGGGCCAGUGGGGCCAGAAGGGUGGCUCUUCUCAGUUGUACGCUGUCAGCGGUUUGGCUUACUACAUUCAGCCUCCUCUUUCCGUCACUGAGGCCAUGUUGGACCCUAUCAAGACCGUGAUCUAUGUCACCUACGUCUUGGGUGCUUGCGCUCUCUUCUCCACCACCUGGAUUGAGAUUUCCGGUACUGCUCCAAGAAAUAUUGCCAAGCAGUUCAAGGACCAGGGCUUGGUUAUCGCUGGUCACAGAGACACCAGUGCCUACAGGGAGUUGAAGAAGAUUAUUCCUACCGCCGCUGCAUUCGGUGGUGCUGCUAUUGGUGCUUUGUCCGUUGCCAGUGAUAUGCUCGGCUGUUUGGAGAGUGGUACGUCCAUCUUAAUGAGUGUGACUACCAUCUACGGCUACUACGAGUUGGCCGUCAAGGAGGGUGGUCUUUCAAAAUCGGUCGUUAGCGGCUUCUCCGACGGCAUCUAA
Candidozyma duobushaemuli is the source of this 1437-nucleotide messenger RNA. It is a transcript of the gene SEC61, whose product is annotated as translocon subunit. Lineage: Eukaryota; Fungi; Ascomycota; Pichiomycetes; Serinales; Metschnikowiaceae. Gene Ontology annotation, cellular component: Sec61 translocon complex; membrane. Gene Ontology annotation, molecular function: ribosome binding; signal sequence receptor activity; transmembrane protein transporter activity. Gene Ontology annotation, biological process: post-translational protein targeting to membrane, translocation; SRP-dependent cotranslational protein targeting to membrane, translocation. The transcript has a single exon. The record is from RefSeq and is a predicted model, not a curated record. The coding region runs from base 1 to 1437 and encodes 478 amino acids.